Messenger RNA from Pyrenophora tritici-repentis Pt-1C-BFP, 1893 nucleotides. Its product is annotated as Arb2 multi-domain protein. Gene Ontology annotation, molecular function: siRNA binding. The record is from RefSeq and is a predicted model, not a curated record. Gene Ontology annotation, cellular component: nucleus. Lineage: Eukaryota; Fungi; Ascomycota; Dothideomycetes; Pleosporales; Pleosporaceae. Gene Ontology annotation, biological process: regulatory ncRNA-mediated heterochromatin formation.
AUGUUUGUACGUGUGGAGGACUCAUUGCCAGCCGACCCUUCCUUCCCAGCGGAUCUGAAGAAGCUCGGCUACUUUAUCAACAAGACGGGCUGCAUUCGCAGGAUAAAUGCGCCAGAGAAGCAGUUCGUCUACCACGCCACGAACAAUGAGCGCGUCAACGAAGUGCGCCGUGAGGCCAUGCAGACCUGCCAGCGCAAAGAGGCAGAGAAGCGCUUGUCCUACCUUGGUAUCAACUGUAUCCAUCUCCCCAAGUUCGGCAUGUCCAAACCCAACGGACCGCAUGUGCCAAUCCUGAGUCCCUCACCCGAUGUACUGAAGUCACGCAAGCGCGUCAUCGUCAUCGUCAACGACACUUUACAGGAUCUGGGCAUUCUGGCGUACAGGCAACUGCAGCGAGAACUCGGCAUCAACGGCGGAUCCGUAGUCAACUUCGUCAAGGAAAUCAUCAAGCGCUCGGCUCCCAACAACAGUGCCGACAAGGACGCGGAUAUCUUCAAAGAUGGAUUCAAGCUCGACGACGACAGUACUACGCCUGGGCUAGUUGUACUUAACAUGGGCCAGUUGCUCUAUUCGACCAAGUACGAUCAGGCUAUGACUUUACGCAGCUGGUCCGCCAUGCCGCGCAAGUCGGUGGUACACGAUAUGAUCCCCAUCGAUGAAGAGGUGAACCGUGUGCCUGGACAUCGAACUCCAGAAGAGCAUCUCAAGACUGUCUUUGAUCAAGUCAUCUGUAAUCCUGAGCGAGUGGCGGCUGACGCAGAGGUCUAUGUCAUUGCCCUCGAGAAUGGCACCCAGCGUAUUGUGAGCUUGAUCGGCAACAACUUUGAGAAAUAUGGCUCCCGCAUCACUGCCAUGGCACUCGUCGACUCUACCGUCGCCGAUGCUGAGAUCCAUAAUCCACAUGCCCGAGCAUUCCUCCGUCAACGCACCCGCCAGUGGAAGUACAACGACCUCACCUUCAACCCACUGCAUUGUACCAGCCUACCCGACGACUACCAUCAGGACACAGCGAACAGCCAGCCGCAAGACACGACAUCGUGCAUGCGUUCAGCCAAGCACAUUUCCUGGCACGAAGGCAUUCCCACCGGCGCAGUAGCAAUCCUCACGAACACCCUGCACCGUCUCUCUAUCGCCAUCACCCCAGCUUCAAACCCGGAACUCACUCCCCCAACCGACCCCGACGCACCCGCAGACUGGACAGACCAAGGCGUCGUCUGUCCCACCUUUUCCGGUGGCGCAAACCCCGUCGGCGAAUGCAUCUUCACCAACCCCACCGUCCAACACGCCAUCCUCUCCUUCUUCGAAGAAGUCGCCCAAGACCCCGAAAACUACCGUAACCCUCUCUCCCUCAAAGCCUUUACUGAAGCCCCUAAACCCACACCCGAUAACCCCAUGUCCUUCGACCCCGAGCAGGCUCCCAUCGACUUCACACCGCCACCCGAUCUCCUCACACCCGAGCAACAAGCCCUCGCCGACGCUCGCGACACGCUCCUCGAACUCAGCGUCGAGCUCGCCGCCUGUCCUACGGACAUCUCUGAACUAGCACCCGGACGCAAGGCCCUGGAAACCAAAAUCUCGGAGCUGGCAACUCACGUGGAGAAGCUGGAGAUGGAGGCGCUGAGUUGUGGUGGCGCGGUCGCAGGUGAAGCGGAGUCGAAGCGUGAGAGCUGGAAGCCAAGGGCUGAGGGGCCAAAGGUGCCGUUUGCGGGGACCAUGGUGGAUAGUGAGUUGUUGAAGGCUACGGGGUUGAUGGGUGGGGGUGCAGUGGAGGAGGUUGGUGUGGAGAAGGAGAUGGAUGAGGUUGAUGUCGAGAGGGAGAUGGACGAGGAGUUUGGAGUGGAUGAGGAGGAGGAGGGUGGUAAGGUUAGUGAUGAUGAGAAGGCGUUUCUGUAG